AUGCUCAGAUUAUCCUCAAACUCCUCAGAUUAUCCUCAGACUACUCCUCAAACUCCUCAGACUACUCCUCGGUCUAAUCCUCAGACUCCUCCUCAGAUUAUCCUCAGACUCCUCCUCAGAUUAUCCUCAAACUCCUCCUCAGAUUAUCCUCAGACUCCUCCUCAGAUUAUCCUCAAACUCCUCCUCAGAUUAUCCUCAAACUCCUCCUCAGAUUAUCCUCAAACUCCUCCUCAGAUUAUCCUCAGACUCCCCCUCAGAUUAUCCUCAGACCCCCCCUCAGAUUAUCCUCAAACUCCUCAGACUACUCCUCGGUCUAAUCCUCAGACUCCUCCUCAGAUUAUCCUCAAACUCCUCAGAUUAUCCUCAGACUCCUCCUCAGAUUAUCCUCAAACUCCUCAGACUACUCCUCGGUCUAAUCCUCAGACUCCUCCUCAGAUUAUCCUCAAACUCCUCAGAUUAUCCUCAGACUCCUCCUCAGAUUAUCCUCAAACUCCUCAGACUACUCCUCAAACUCCUCAGAUUAUCAUCAAACUCCUCAAACUACUCCUCGGUCUAAUCCUCAGACUCCUCCUCAGAUUAUCCUCAGAUUAUCACUUUACAUAUAUAUAUCGAUAA
Molecule: messenger RNA, 615 nt
Organism: Trichomonas vaginalis G3
Lineage: Eukaryota; Parabasalia; Trichomonadida; Trichomonadidae
Exons: 1
Coding region: 1-615 (204 amino acids)
Source: RefSeq, a predicted model, not a curated record